AUGUUCCACAAUCUGGAACAAUCUAUAAUUGUUAAAUAUGAAGCAACUCCCCCAGAAGAGAAUCCAUAUUCCUGUCAUGAAUGUGGAAAAUGUUUCAACCAUAAACAAAAUCUUGAUCUGCAUCUUCAUCUACAUCUAAAACGGCACACUGAGAAGACCACAUAUUCUUGCCCUACAUGCGGAAAGUGGUUUAGUUGCCAAUCUGUUCUUGCAAACCAUCAACGAAGUCAUGCAUUACGGAAACCUCUUGCAUGUAAAGAAUGUGGAAAACUUUUUGAUAGUUCUUCCAAAUUUAUAAUUCAUCAAACUGUUCACACAGGAGAGAAACCUCAUUCAUGUCCAGAAUGUGGGAAAUGUUUUUCCAGUAAAUAUUAUGUUGAAAAGAACCCGCCCCCUAAAGCACAGGAAAUGACGCACAUUGAACGUAAAGUAGGAAGUGGUUUGGAACGCAACAACCAGGAACAGCAAUGGGAAGUGACUGAAUGGAGAGAGCAGCGGUGGGAAGUGUCUGAAUGGAGAGAGCAGCUGUGGGAAGUGACUGAAUGGAGAGAGCAGCGGUGGGAAGUGACUGAAUGGAGAGAGCAGCGGUGGGAAGUGACUGAAUGGAGAGAGCAGCGGUGGGAAGUGUCUGAAUGGAGAGAGCAGCUGUGGGAAGUGUCUGAAUGGAGAGAGCAGCUGUGGGAAGUGACUGAAUGGAGAGAGCAGCGGUGGGAAGUGACUGAAUGGAGAGAGCAGCGGUGGGAAGUGACUGAAUGGAGAGAGCAGCAGUGGGAAGUGACUGAAUGGAGAGAGCAGCGGUGGGAAGUGUCUGAAUGGAGAGAGCAGCGGUGGGAAGUGACUGAAUGGAGAGAGCAGCUGUGGGAAGUGACUGAAUGGAGAGAGCAGCGGUGGGAAGUGACUGAAUGGAGAGAGCAGCGGUGGGAAGUGACUGAAUGGAGAGAGCAGCGGUGGGAAGUGUCUGAAUGGAGAGAGCAGCUGUGGGAAGUGUCUGAAUGGAGAGAGCAGCUGUGGGAAGUGACUGAAUGGAGAGAGCAGCGGUGGGAAGUGUCUGAAUGGAGAAAGCAGCUGUGGGAAGUGACUGAAUGGAGAGAGCAGCUGUGGGAAGUGACUGAAUGGAGAGAGCAGCGGUGGGAAGUGACUGAAUGGAGAGAGCAGCUGUGGGAAGUGUCUGAAUGGAGAGAGCAGCAGUGGGAAGUGACUGAAUGGAGAGAGCAGCAGUGGGAAGUGACUGAAUGGAGAGAGCAGCAGUGGGAAGUGUCUGAAUGGAGAGAGCAGCAGUGGGAAGUGACUGAAUGGAGAGAGCAGCAGUGGGAAGUGUCUGAAUGGAGAGAGCAGCAGUGGGAAGUGUCUGAAUGGAGAGAGCAGCGGUGGGAAGUGACUGAAUGGAGAGAGCAGCGGUGGGAAGUGACUGAAUGGAGAGAGCAGCUGUGGGAAGUGACUGAAUGGAGAGAGCAGCUGUGGAAAGUGUCUGAAUGGAGAGAGCAGCAGUGGGAAGUGACUGAAUGGAGAGAGCAGCAGUGGGAAGUGACUGAAUGGAGAGAGCAGCAGUGGGAAGUGUCUGAAUGGAGAGAGCAGCAGUGGGAAGUGACUGAAUGGAGAGAGCAGCAGUGGGAAGCGUCUGAAUGGAGAGAGCAGCGGUGGGAAGCGUCUGAAUGGAGAGAGCAGCAGUGGGAAGCGUCUGAAUGGAGAGAGCAGCGGUGGGAAGCGUCUGAAUGGAGAGAGCAGCUGUGGGAAGUGUCUGAAUGGAGAGAGCAGCUGUGGGAAGUGUCUGAAUGGAGAGAGCAGCUGUGGGAAGUGUCUGAAUGGAGAGAGCAGCUGUGGGAAGUGUCUGAAUGGAGAGAGCAGCAGUGGGAAGUGACUGAAUUGACAGAGCAGCAAGAUGCCGAGCAAGGAUCACAGCAACGGGAAGGGGGGAAAACACCUGUCCACCAUCAAACUGCCUCACUGACUAUGGGUAAAGACAGUAAGCGGGUGACAGAGAGAAUAUUAAAUCUCACUCUGGAGAUCAUCUAUCUGCUGACUGGAGAGGACUAUACUGUGGUAAAAAAGUCUAGUGACCAUGUCACACACAGCAGCCAUCCUCCUGCCUUUGUACCAGAAGAACUGAAGAAGAACCAGAGUUUGCAUUCACAGAUAGGUGAAGGGAACCCUACCAAGAAGAUCCUGGAACUGACCAGCAAGAUCCUAAACUCACCGACUGAGGAGGUUCCUAUAAGAUGUGAGGAUGUCACGGUCUAUUUCUCCAUGGAAGAGUGGGAGUAUAUAGAAGGACACAGGGAUCUCUACAAGGAUGUGAUAAUGGAGAACCACCAGCCCCUCUGCUCUCUGGGUGACCCAGAGUCCAAAAACACAACAGAAAAUGUGAAACCCAACAUGGCUUCACCAAGCAGUGAAAAUGAAGACAAAACUAUAACCAGAAAUAAUAAAGAAAUAACAUUUCUAGAAAUGGGUAAGAGAAGAAAAAGGCAGAAAAAAUGUGUGAAAAAUUCAAAUGAGGAAUCAAGCUCAUGUGAAGAAAAUCUCACCAACACCACUUGUAAUAAAUCACUGGAACAUAAACCAGCAGUAUAUCAUACCCAGAGGAGAGAAGACACUAAUGCACCCCAAGUACAUACAGAGACCACGUAUAUAUCCCCUCGUGCUAGGGACCAGCUGUCCUCAGAAGUGAAGCAAAAUGACCGUUACAUGCCCACGGAAUUGAGACAGAAAACACAAGUGUCAAGGUGUGCUAAAGAGGAAUCGACUUGCGAUGAACAAAUGGUCAUUGACAUUGACACGUACGCACCCACACCACGGACAACUUAUGUAUCUAGUCAUCUUGGGGAGGAAUCCGCUUCAUGUCAUGAACAAAAUGUCAUUAACAUUGACACAUGCGUGUCUUCAGCACAUUCUCCAAGAUCACAUGUGUCGGGUCAUGCUAGAGAGAAAUCCACCUCACUUGCUGAAGAAAAUGUCAUUGACAUAGACAGUUAUGUACCUGCUGAGCGCACACAGAAAAAUUAUGUAACUGCUUUUAUUAAAGAAGAAUCUAACUCGUGUGAAGAACUGAUUUUUGGUCGUACUAAUUGCUGUACACCACCAGAUCAUCGUCAUCGAAACGUAAAACACACCUAUGGUCAUCCUAAGAAUGAGCCAGCCUCGUGUGAAGAAGGAAAUCUUUCAGAUGCUGAAAUUUAUAGAGUGCGAGAACAUGUUCAGGAAGAAUAUACAUCUGUUUAUAUAAAGGAGGAAUCUGCUUCAUGUGAUGAAGGAGACCUUACGGACACUGACAUUUACACCUUCCCUGAACAACGAGGAUAUACACCUACUCAUAGCAUUGGAAACCACAAAGUCAAACGAAAUCGACCAAAACAAAAUAACUCCUUUUUAUUAAAGUACAAAGAAUUUGAUGGCCAAUUCAAUAAGUCACCAUCCACGUCUUAUGACUUAAUGCACUCCACAGAUAUGAUAUACGAGUGCCCUAUGUGCCAGGAAUGUUUUACUAACUAUUCUGAUUUUGUAAAACAUCAGACUGUGCACAAAGUAAGGAAACUGCCAGAAAUAGACUACGGAAAUUACAUGUGCUAUGAGUCCGACUUUGUGAGAGAUCAAAGUAUUAAUAGUGAAGACAAGACAUUUAUUUGCACUGAUUGCGGGAAGUAUUUUCGCUCAAAGUCUGACCUGCAUAAACACCAGAGAAUUCAUACAGGGGAAAAGCCAUAUGUAUGUUCUUACUGCGGGAAGUGUUUCACCAAGAAUUCCCACCUAGUUAGACACCAGAGGAUCCACACAGGAGAGAAACCCUUUGCGUGUUCUGACUGUGGGAAAGGGUUUACCAAUAAAUCAAAUCUUAUUACGCAUCAGAGAAUUCACACUGGAGAGAAACCCUACUCGUGCGUUGUGUGCGGUAAAUGCUUUGGAGGAAAAAGCGAUCUGAAUCGACACAUUAAAAUUCACUCUGGUGAGAAACCAUUCAUAUGUUUUGAAUGUGGCAAUUCUUUUGGACGUAAAACACAACUGAACAGUCACCUGAAAACACACAUCCGGGAGAAAGCAAUCACUUUAACAAAAUGUAAGAGAAGUGAGCAAAUGAGCAGCAUUGGAUUGGACAAAAUGCCGAGGAGGUCAGACUACCUCCGUGACAUUAAAGCGAACAUGGGCAAUGAAAGGAAUCUGAUGGCUGACAAGAUAAUAAAUCUAACUUUGGAGAUCAUCUAUCUUCUAACUGGAGAGGAAUAUAUUGUUGUGAAGAACUUAAGUAACCAUGUUGCAUGCAAGAGGCCCCACGACUCAGAAGGGUUUUGUAGGUCCCUGAGCCGAAACACAGACCAGAAGAUCCUGGAAUUGACCAAUAAAAUCAUCGAGCUGCUGACUGGAGAGAUUCCCAUAAGAUGUGACGGUAUUACUGUGAGUUCCUCCAUGGAAAACUGGGAAAAUUUAGGAAGACACCAGGAUCUUGACAAGAAUGCAGUAAUGGAAAAAGUGCGACCAUUAAGAACAAUGGAUAACUCUGAGGCAAAAAGUACAUUAGAAGAUUUUCACAUCAGUUGUAUUUCAUUAGAUUACACAAACAAAGAGAAGCCAAGGAAAACUAUUCAAACUUUGACUGAUGAACCAGCCUCAUGUGAAGAUGUCACAGAAUUGUCUGAACCCACAGAACAUCCACAUACAGAAUAUCCAUCUACUUGUAUUAAGGAGGAACCAACCUCCAGUAAAGAAGGAAAUCUUCCAGACAUUUGUACACCCACGGAUUAUCCAUCCACUCAUAUUAAGGAGGACACAGCCUCAUGUGAAGAAGAAAUUCUCACAGACUUUUAUACAUCGGCAGAACAUCCACAGACAGAAUAUCCAUCUACUUAUAUUAAGGAGGAACCAGUCACGUCUGAAGAAGGAAAUCUUACAGACAUUUAUAGACCCACCGAAUAUCCAUCUACUCGUAUUAAAAAGGAACCAGCCUCAUGUGAAGAAGAAAAUCUUACAGAUAUUUAUACACCAUCAGAACAUUUCCAGAGAUGUUACACAUCAUUUCUUAUUAAAGAAGAAUGCACUUCAUGCGAGGAAGGCACAGUUACAAAUAUUGAAACUUGUGGAACUACAGUGCGUGUAGAGACUGAAUAUGCAUCUAUAUGUAAUGAUGAAGAAUCAACAUCUCAGGUGACUGACCAUAUAGACACAAUGUAUAACUGUGCCAAGUGUCUAGAGACUUUCACAAGUAGAGUUGGGUUUAUCGAACAUCAAAAAGUUCACAAAAUGGCCAUCUUGUCAUGUUCUGAAUGUGGGGAACAGUUCUGUAAUGAGUCAGAACUAACUUCUCAUCAACAGAUUCACAUAGGAGAUUCCUCGUUUAUAUGUUCUUACUGUGGAAAAUAUUUUACUAAGAAUUCGCACCUUUCUGCUCAUCAAAGAAUUCAUACAGGUGAAAAGUUAUUUGUCUGUUCCUAUUGUGGGAAGUUUUUUACGAAAAAUUCCCAUCUGGUUCGACAUUGUAGAAUUCACACAGGAGAGAAACCAUUUUCAUGUUCUCAAUGUGGCAAAUGCUUCAAUAGAAAAACUAAUCUUGUUACACAUGAGAGAAUUCACACGGGAGAAAAGAGAUUUGUGUGCUCGGAGUGCGGCAAACGGUUUUAUUAUAAUGCAGACCUUAGUCGUCAUCAGAGAACUCACACUGGCGAUAAACCAUUUGAAUGUUCACAAUGUGGGAAAUGUUUUACAAAAAAACUCCAUCUUGCCUCCCAUCAGAGAAAUCACUCUGGAGAGAAGCAGUAUGAUUGCUCUAAUUGUGGAAGAUCCUUCUCGAAUAAUUCACAUCUUCUCCAGCACCAAAGAAUGCACACAGGAGAAAAGCCUUUUCCGUGUUCUGAAUGCGGAAAAUCAUUCAUUAACAAAGCAAACCUUGCAGCCCAUCAAAAAAUCCACAGCAGCAGCAGGUCUGUUAUUUGCUCGGAAUGUGGUAAAUGUUUUCGUUGUAAUGCAGAUCUUCACAAACACCAGAGGAUCCACUCAGGAGACAAGCCCUUUGUUUGUGCUUUCUGUGGAAAAUGUUUUACCAAAAAAUCGCAUCUUGUUACCCAUCAGCGUAUUCACACUGGGGAAAAGCCAUUUUCGUGUUCAGAAUGCGGAAAAGGUUUUACGAGCAAAGCAAAUCUUAUCACGCAUCAGAGAAUUCACACUGGAGAGAAGCCAUUCUCCUGCUCAGAAUGUGGUAAAAGUUUUGGAGGAAAGAGUGAUUUAAAUCGACACAAGCGAAUUCACACUGGGGAGAAGCCCUUCACAUGCUCUGAGUGCGGGAAAUGUUUUGGACACAAAAGCAAUCUGAAUAAUCAUGUUCGCAUUCACAUAGUAGAGAGGACAUUGGCAUUACAGAAAAUGGUGUAAAGAUUUAGACAUUUCUAAACCCCUGGAUAAGAUCAUAUUCCUUUAUGUAAUAGAACUUACUCAGUUAUGUUAACUUUAUUUUAUAUUGCUUUCUUCUUUUAAUAAAUAUUAUGUAACUAAUUCUACUAGUCCAGCAUCACGUUUAAACAGUAUGUGCACAAGUCGUAGUGUACCUGAUUAUCAAAAAGGAGACUUGUUCAACUAAAGAGUGGUUUUAGCAAUGUUUCCAACCACA
Molecule: messenger RNA, 6589 nt
Organism: Pelobates fuscus (common spadefoot toad)
Lineage: Eukaryota; Metazoa; Chordata; Amphibia; Anura; Pelobatidae
Exons: 13
Coding region: 1-6354 (2117 amino acids)
Biological process (GO): regulation of DNA-templated transcription
Molecular function (GO): RNA polymerase II cis-regulatory region sequence-specific DNA binding; DNA-binding transcription factor activity, RNA polymerase II-specific
Source: RefSeq, a predicted model, not a curated record